Ixodes scapularis (black-legged tick) is the source of this 1299-nucleotide messenger RNA. It is a transcript of the gene Sc2, whose product is annotated as very-long-chain enoyl-CoA reductase. Gene Ontology annotation, molecular function: oxidoreductase activity, acting on the CH-CH group of donors; protein binding. The record is from RefSeq and is a predicted model, not a curated record. The transcript is spliced from 12 exons. Gene Ontology annotation, biological process: very long-chain fatty acid biosynthetic process. Bases 160 to 1074 code for a protein of 304 amino acids. NCBI's taxonomy places the organism in Eukaryota, Metazoa, Arthropoda, Arachnida, Ixodida, Ixodidae.
CGAAAAACAAGAAAAAGAAAAGUGCACUUCACACCGUUCCCGCUGUAUCGUCCGAAGCUCAUCGCUGCGGCUCAGCGUCGGUCUUCACCUGCAUUACUUCCCUAUCUCACCUGGAACGAAAGGCUGUUCUGGCAGCAUUUCAAGUGCAACGAUACUGAAAUGGAGGUGGUGAUAGUACAGUCGGGCUCCAACCGUUCCAUUGCCACAUUAGAAGGGGUGGACCCGUCGGCGACAAUCACAGACAUUAAGAAGCAAGUUCACCGCAUCAAGCCGAAGCUGUACCCCGACCGCCAGUCGCUGAAGAGCGAACCAAAGGGCAAGAGCCUGAGAGAUAAUGAAACCCUCAAGAGCCUCAACUUCAAAUCUGGCAGCCAACUGUACCUCAAGGACCUUGGUCCCCAGAUUGGUUGGAAAACGGUGUUCCUGGUGGAGUACUUCGGACCCCUGGCGCUGUACCUUGUGACUUACACCAGGCCGUCCUUGUUUUACGGUGCAGAUGCGCACACCAAGCCAAUGCACUUUGUGGUGCACGUGGCUGCCGGCUGCUGGGUGAUUCACUAUGCCAAGCGGCUGCUGGAGACGCUGUUUGUUCACCGGUUCUCCCAUGGCACCAUGCCCAUCAUGAACUUGUUCAAGAAUUGCUCAUACUACUGGCUGUUCGGCAUGUACAUCGGCUACUACGUCAACCACCCUCUUUACACUCCACCGAGUCUCGGCGCCCAGCAGAUGUAUGCGGGACUGGCUGCAUUCCUGUUUGCCGAGCUCGGAAACCUGAGCAUCCACGUCGCACUGAGGAACCUGAGGCCCUCCGGCACUAAGGAGAGGAAGAUCCCUGUGGCCACUGCCAACCCGUUCACCUGGCUCUUCGGCAUGGUGUCGUGCCCGAACUACACAUACGAAGUCAUGGCCUGGCUGUCCUUCACCGUCAUGACCCAGUGCGUUCCAGCUGGCCUGUUCACCCUGGCCGGCUUCUACCAGAUGGCCGUGUGGGCGUUGGGGAAGCACCGCAACUACAAGAAAGAGUUUCCCAACUACCCCAAGGACAGGAAGGCCAUCGUUCCAUUCGUGCUCUGAGCCUCCGCUCCCCUCUCGCUUCCAUUGGACGACACUCGCGGGCCAAUCGUCUUUCUUUCUGCGCGCAACAACUCGAGUCUUUUCUGCAGUGUCAGUUCUGUGGCGUAACCUUCGUGCGACCGCCUUUCUUCGAACAACAUUCCGAAGUGUGUGUGUGGGGGGGUGGAAAUACUCAUGUUGGGGGCUUCUUCGUCUGCAUUAAAGCAAACAUUUUCUUUUUCCCUU